CUGCCUGCCUCGUUGGCGCUGGGCCGGGCCGGGUCGGGUCGCACCCCCCGCUGCCGCUGCUGCCGCUGCUGCUGCCAUGGGAGCGAGAGCGCGAGCGAGGGGAGGAGGAGGCGGCGGGAGGCCGGAGCAACUGGUGGCCUGGAUCAACCGCGCCGAGUGGGACCAGGUCAUCGAGUACCUGUACUGCGGCGACAGCAAACUGCAGCGGCAGGCGCUGGACAGGAUCUCCGCCUGGAAAUGCAGGUAUGGCAAUAGCACCCCACUUGCUGUGGAAUGCACGGCAAACCUAAUUCUUUGCAAGCUUCAUGAUCACGCAGGGGAAACUGCAUCCAGUGAACUGGUACUCUCGUAUGGGCUUGCUCUUGUCAGGUUUGUUAAUCUGAUUACUGAAAGGAAGCAGAAAAGAUUUGUUGUGCCUUUGAGACGUUUGGCAAAUGAGAUGAAUAUACCAGAAUGGAUAGUAAAUCUCCGACACGAACUAACACACAGAAGACUGCCCACAUUAGGGUGGUGCAGGAAAGGUUGUGAGUUUGUUUUGGAAUGGCUGCGGCAGCAAUAUUGGAAUCAACAGUUGGGGAAUAAUAUUGUGGACACUUGGAUCUUGGACUCGCAAGAAGAGGAAGAUGAUGAAGUACAAUUACAGGAACAACUGAAACAGAAAGAGUUUUAUGAUAAAAUCAGAGAGCUACUGACUUCCUAUGAAAAAGAACAGUUCCAGGUUUUGACAGAUCAGAAAUUAGUCUCCAAAACAAAGACACUUUGGAAUACCUUACCGUCUGAAGUUGAAUGGAUUUUGUCACAAGUUAAAAGACUUGCCUGGGAAAACAGAGAGAUGGUAGUGGAAAUUCUCCUGGAUGAUGGGUUUCUUAUUCCUACAGAGGAGCAGCUAAAAUCUUUAAACAUUGAAUGUCCAGGAGAGUUUGUAGAUUUAUCAAAUCCUGGAAUUCCUUCAACAUUUUGUCGCUUCUGGCAACCUCUUUUAAAGUGCCUACAUUCUCGAUACUUCACACCAUUACUGCUGGAGAAGCUGUUUACUGAGCUGAAGCAUUGCUGUGAUUCUUCAGGACUAAGGAUACAGUACGUUACAGGCUGGAUCACAGAGAUACUUGCAGCCAAUGCAAAAGCAGGGAAAAGUGUGAAGGGCAUUCCACGAAGCCAGAAAAUAAAGAGGAGCAUGUGGCAGUUGUUUUUAUUUCCAUGUCUACUAGAUUGGCAAGAUCUUCUUAAAAGUUGUCUUGCAGCACCAUGUCAGGCUACACCUCAUCUCCUCCAACAGAUUUUAACUGGCACGGACUCCCCAUUGCCCAUUACCACACAACAGAAACUCCUCCAGCUCUGUUCUAUAUACAUUCAGGAACCAGGGUCCUUCAGCAUUUCUGACUUUCCAAUUGGCUGUAAUCAUCUACCGGUACACACAGUGGAAAACCUACAAGUGAUGAAUGGGUCCGAGUCAUCAAACCAGUUAACUAGCACAGUGCAUACUGACUUCCUGAUGGACACUGAACCUGUGGUGGUCCACACCACUGGAGAGGAGCAGUCACAAUCGAUCAACCUUGAAAUGUUAACAGAAACCAUUCAAUCCCUGGAGGGAUCCGUAUGGCAGUUAUGUACAGAUCAAAUUGCAUGGAAGAAUUAUCCUUUGGGUAAAGUACCAGGCCAGAGUGACGACCCAAACUGCUUUUUAGUGAACAAUUACACCUUGAUGCCAGUGUUGCCGCAGCCAACGACAAAGGAGACCAUGGAUCAAAAGAAUACUGAAAUUAGUACCACAGGAUUGCCUUGCGCAGACCCAGAAGGUUUAUGGUGGAACCAGGGUGACCUACACAGACUGAAAGCUGGUUUGAAGUUGUUCUAAUGAAGAUUUUAUUUUUCAAAUCUUAUUAUUCCCUGAUCUCAUCCAUCAUUCAGAUGUGUGUGUGAAUGUGCACACGGUUUCACAUUUAUCCGAUAUUCGGCUGUUUGUUGAAGGUUCCCCACUUAUUAUUUUAAAAACGCCUACAACCCUGUUGUAUAUUUUCAACACAUAUACCAUGUAUUCCAAAGUCCUUGUAAUUUGCUUAUGAUGGUCUCUUAGAGUAAAGAUGAAAAAUUGAUCUAAAUUUAAAUUUCCUCCAGUCCCAAAAUUGGAGCUGACAAUCUGAUCAUCGGUUAUGGUCUGCCCUAAACGGGUUUAUUUUACAUUAAGUGUUGAAAUUUCAAUUGUAAACAAUCAUAUGUGUUUAUGGAAUUCUGUAAUAUUAUAUGCAUGUAAACUGGUAGGUGGCUGCCAUUUUUCUUAUUGCAAAAAUAAAUUCUAGCAUCUAA
This is a messenger RNA of Leucoraja erinaceus (little skate), 2304 nucleotides long. RefSeq names its product LAS1 like ribosome biogenesis factor (gene las1l). Gene Ontology annotation, cellular component: Las1 complex; preribosome, large subunit precursor. The transcript has 13 exons. The record is from RefSeq and is a predicted model, not a curated record. Gene Ontology annotation, molecular function: endonuclease activity. Lineage: Eukaryota; Metazoa; Chordata; Chondrichthyes; Rajiformes; Rajidae. Gene Ontology annotation, biological process: maturation of 5.8S rRNA; maturation of LSU-rRNA. The coding region runs from base 77 to 1855 and encodes 592 amino acids.